Molecule: messenger RNA, 4176 nt
Organism: Aspergillus caelatus
Lineage: Eukaryota; Fungi; Ascomycota; Eurotiomycetes; Eurotiales; Aspergillaceae
Product: valine--tRNA ligase
Exons: 6
Coding region: 1-4176 (1391 amino acids)
Biological process (GO): rRNA processing; valyl-tRNA aminoacylation
Cellular component (GO): cytosol
Molecular function (GO): aminoacyl-tRNA deacylase activity; ATP binding; valine-tRNA ligase activity
Source: RefSeq, a predicted model, not a curated record
AUGGCCCAGCCUUCUGCCCCCCAAAAUCCCACUGGUGAGCCCACGGCUCCCGUGGUUGAUACUCCCCCCCAAGCCGAUGACCAGACGAGAAACCAAAAUGCCGACGCGGCUGCUCCUAAGGUGAAGACCGAGAAAGAAUUGGAGCGUGAGCGACGCAAGGCCGAGAAGGCGAAGAAGUUCGCUGAGAAAAAGGCCAAGGCAGCAGCUAAGCCUGCCCCUGCCCCCAAGGCCGAGAAGAAAGAGAAGAAGGUCGAGAAGGAGAAAACUACCGAUGCGUACGAUCCCAAGGUUAUCGAAACUGGCCGUUAUGAAUGGUGGGAGGAGCGUGGUCUUUUCAAGCCCGAAUUCGGUUCUGACAACAAGGUCAAGCCUGAGGGCUACUUCGUCAUUCCUAUUCCUCCUCCUAAUGUUACCGGAUCUCUUCACAUGGGUCACGCCCUCACCAAUGCCCUCCAAGAUACCAUGAUUCGUUGGCAGCGUAUGAAGGGCAAGACUACCCUGUGGUUGCCUGGUAUGGACCACGCCGGUAUCUCCACCCAGAGCGUCGUGGAGAAGAUGCUUUGGAAGAAGGAGAAGAAGACCCGCCACGAUUUGGGUCGCGAGGUUUUUACAGACCGCGUGUGGGAAUGGAAGCACGAAUACCACGCCAACAUCAAGAACGCCUUGCGCAGAGUUGGUGGUUCCUUUGAUUGGUCUCGCGAGGCCUUCACUAUGGACCCUAACCUGUCCGCUGCCGUCACCGAGACUUUCGUUCGCCUGCACGAAGAGGGCAUCAUCUACCGUGCCAACCGCCUGGUUAACUGGUGUGUGGCUCUGAACACCUCCCUCUCCAACCUGGAGGUCGAGAACAAAGAGGUUGAAGGACGUACCCUGCUGGAUGUGCCCGGCUACGAAAAGAAGGUUGAGUUCGGUGUUUUGACUCACUUCUGCUACGAGAUUGAUGGCACUAAGGAAAGGAUUGAGAUUGCCACUACUCGUCCCGAGACCAUGAUUGGUGAUACUGGUAUCGCCGUUCACCCUGAGGAUAAGCGCUACCAACACCUGAUCGGCAAGUUUGCCAAGCACCCCUUCGUGGACCGCUUGCUUCCGAUCGUUGCAGACACCGAUGUCGAUCCUGAGUUCGGUACUGGUGCUGUGAAGAUCACCCCGGCUCACGAUUUCAAUGACUUUAACCGUGGAAAGGCCCAUAACCUCGAGUUCAUCUCCGUGAUGAACGACGAUGGUACCUUCAACAAGAACGGUGGUAUCUUUGCCGGUAUGAAGCGUUUCGAUGCUCGUUACAAGGUCAUCGAACUUCUGAAGGAGAAGGGACUCUACGUCAAGUGGGAGCACAACCCUAUGAAGAUCCCUCGCUGUGCCAAGUCCAACGAUGUUAUUGAGCCCAUCCUCAAGCCCCAGUGGUGGAUGAAGAUGGAAAGUCUUGCCAAGCCUGCCAUCGAGGCUGUCGAAAAGGGUGACAUUGUCAUCAAGCCAGAGUCUGCCGAAAAGAACUACUUCCGCUGGAUGAGGAACAUUAACGACUGGUGUCUUUCCAGACAGUUGUGGUGGGGUCACCAGGCUCCUGCUUAUUUUGUUAAGAUCGAGGGUGAGGAAAACGACGACAGUGAUGGCAACCUCUGGGUCACUGGCCGUACUGAAGAGGAGGCUCGGAAGAAGGCCGAGGCCAAGUUCCCUGGCAAGAAAUUCGAUUUGGUGAGGGAUCCUGAUGUGCUCGACACCUGGUUCUCCUCUGGAUUGUGGCCCUUCUCCACCCUGGGCUGGCCCAACAAGACCCAUGACUUUGAGAACUUGUAUCCUACCUCCGUUCUGGAGACUGGUUGGGAUAUUCUUUUCUUCUGGGUCGCCAGAAUGAUUAUGCUGGGUAUCAAGUUGACCGGCCAGGUUCCCUUCAGGGAGGUGUACUGCCACUCUCUGAUCCGAGACUCGGAAGGCCGUAAGAUGUCCAAGUCUUUGGGUAACGUCAUUGAUCCCAUUGAUGUUAUGGAGGGUAUCCAACUUCAGACCCUCCAUGAUAAGCUUCUUCUUGGUAACCUUGCCGAGAAGGAGGUGGCUACUGCUACCAAGUAUCAGAAGAAGGCUUUCCCCAAGGGUAUCCCUGAGUGUGGUGCUGAUGCUUUGCGUUUUGCCCUUGUGUCUUACACUACCGGUGGUGGUGAUAUUGCAUUUGACAUUCAGGUUAUCCACGGAUACCGUCGCUUCUGUAACAAGAUUUACCAGGCCACCAAAUACGUCCUCGGCAAGCUGGGUGACGACUUCAAGCCUCAACCUACCGUUUCGAAGACUGGCCGCGAGUCCCUUUCCGAGCGCUGGAUCUUGCACAAGUUCAACUCUGCUGCCAAGGAGAUCAAUGAGGCUCUGGAGCAGCGUGAGUUCAACGUUGUUGCUACUACUGUGUACCAGUACUGGUACGCCCAGCUCUGUGAUGUCUUCAUUGAGAACUCGAAGUUCCUCCUUGCUCCUGAAGUGCCAGCUGAGGUGCAGGAGUCGGCUAAGCAGACUCUCUACACUGCUCUUGAGGGUGCUUUGACCUUGAUCCACCCUAUCAUGCCCUUCGUCACCGAAGAGCUCUGGCAGCGUCUGCCUCGCCGCCCCAACGACAACACUAUUUCUAUCAUGAAGGCCCGGUACCCAGAAUACAAGGCUGAGUUCAACGACCCCGAGGCUGAAGCUGCCUACGAACUUAUCUUGAAGACCUCUGGUGCCAUCCGUUCGAUUCUUUCCCAGUAUGAGGUCAAGACCAAGGGAGACAUCAUCAUCCAGACCUACGAUGCCACCAGCCACAAGACCCUCUCGGACGAACUGACCAGCGUCAAGUCUCUGGGUGGUAAGUUCCUGGGCGAUCUCAGCAUCCAGGGUCCAGAGGCUACUACUCGGCCAUCGGGUUGCGUGGUGUCUGCUGUUGGCUCUGAGGCAGCUGUCUUCCUCCGCGUGUCCAAGGAGGUCGCUCUUGAACAGGAGGAGAAGGCCAAGGCCAGCCUUGAGAAGGCCCGUGCUGUCGUGACUCGUCAGACUAACCUCAUGGGCAGUGCUGCAUGGAAGGAGAAGGCCAAGCCUGAGGUGCGCGAGAUGGAAGAGAAGAAGCUCAAGGAUGCCGAGAGCGAGACUGCUCGUUUGGAAGAACAGAUUCCCGCUGAGCAGGCACCAUCUGGAAGUUUUUCCACCGCGAAGCCAUAUUUCAAGAUGAUGCUCAGAGAAGUAAAACCCAAGAAUCCGCGCACGGCGCGAAUUCUCAAAGCCAAAGAACCCCAGCUCAUUGAAGGAGCCAAGCGCACAUUGUUACUGCACGGCUCGAAAUGCCCGACACCGCUCCACACGGUUCUGAAGACGUUGCACUCCCUGACCCGGCCCAACUCGCUCCUGUUCCACAAGAAGAAUGAGAAUAUUCACCCGUUCGAAAGUGCCGAGAGCCUCGAGUUCUUGGCCGAUAAGAACGACUGCGGUAUGGUGGUGUUCGGCAGCAGCAAUAAGAAGAGGCCGAACUGCGUGACUAUGGCUCGGGUUUUCAAUGCCAAGCUGCUCGAUAUGUGUGAAUUGUUGUUGCUUCCCAGCCCGGAUGGAGACCAGAUUCCCUCGAUGAACAACCUCACCAUGAACGUUGGAAUGGGUUUACGGCCGCUGCUGCUUUUCUCCGGAACCCCCUGGGAUGAUCCUACGUCGUCGGCGCAUGUCAUGCUGAAGAGCAUGUUCAUGGAUAUGUUCAAGGGCGAAACCACGGAUAAGAUUGAUGUGGAGGGCUUGCAAUAUGCGCUCAUGGUUGCGGCCGAGGAACCCACCGAGGGUUUGUCGCCUGUUAUUCACCUGCGGUGGUACAAGAUCAAGACGAAGCGCAGUGGACACAAGCUCCCACGGGUGGAGUUGGAGGAGAUUGGUCCCAAGUUUGACUUCAAGGUCGGACGUAUCCAGGAGGCUCCUCGGGAUGUCAUGAAGGAGGCCAUGAAGCAAGGCAAGCGGCCUAACGAGGAGAUUAAGAUGAAGAAGAACAUUGGCAUGGAUUCUAUUGGUGAUAAGAUCGGUCGCGUGCACUUGACCAAGCAAGAUCUGGGCGGAUUACAGACGAGAAAGAUGAAGGGUUUGAAGCGGCGUGCCGGCAUGGAAUCGGAUGAGGAGGAUGCCGAUAUGAUGGAUGUGGAUGACAUUUCCGAGGAUGAGGGACGGAAGAGGACUAAGACGGCUUAA